Messenger RNA from Epithele typhae, 2457 nucleotides. RefSeq lists its product as uncharacterized. Gene Ontology annotation, cellular component: pericentric heterochromatin. The record is from RefSeq and is a predicted model, not a curated record. Gene Ontology annotation, biological process: negative regulation of transcription by RNA polymerase II; chromatin organization. The coding region runs from base 1 to 2457 and encodes 818 amino acids. The transcript is spliced from 18 exons. Lineage: Eukaryota; Fungi; Basidiomycota; Agaricomycetes; Polyporales; Epitheliaceae. Gene Ontology annotation, molecular function: chromatin binding.
AUGGGAAAACGUCGAGAACCUACUCCCGAGUCAAGCUCUGAAGAUGGCGCCGCCUACGUAGUGGAAGUAAUCAAAGCGGCCAGGGUGGUGGGCUCCCAAUGGGAAUACCGCGUGAAGUGGGGUGGUUAUUCUUCAGAGGACGAAACAUGGGAACCAGAAGAGAACAUCAACCAGGACUGCGAGAGGCUCCUCGAAAGUUUUUGGGACAACGUUGGCCGGGACGAUGACGACUACAAGGAUGGGUUCACGGUUGAGGCCACCCCGACAUGGAUCAAACGAGAGAAGAAGCGUUGGGCCAUCGAGAACCCUGAGAUUUCACAGCAGGCGGGACCUCCGCCGAUUUCACCCGGAGAGGACUCCGAGGCCGAGGCCGAGGCCGAAUACAGACCCGAGCCGGAGUCGGAGCCAGAAUCCGACCCAGCACCAAAACUGGAGCUCCCUCGUAGGAACAAAGGGAAAGCGAAGGCUGUGGACAUAUUUGACUCUCCUUCUCCUCCUCCAAAAAAGACUCACAAGAAGGCCAAAGUCAGGACCGAGAAGGUUGUCCGUGCAUCCUCGUCAGAUGGUCCAUCGAAGCCCAAAAAGCGUCCUAGAUCCUCGGACGAAUCUUCCGACGACGACAGACCCUUGUCGAAGUUGCAGAAGCAGAAGCAGAAGCAGAAGCAGAAGCAGAAGCAGAAGUCGACGUCGACGCCGAUGCCGACGCUUAGGGUCAAGAUUCCCGCCCUCAAGCGUCCUUCCCAACAGCCGUCCUCUGACCCAUUCGAACGCGCCGGUUCUCUCUUCUCCGAAGACGAAGCAGCUUCAUCCCCAGACCCUAUCGAACCUCGCUCUGCUGUCGGAGCCCAGUGGCAACCGUCGUCAGCCACGAUUCCCACGAAGCGUCCUAGUUUGAAAGAGACCUCUGGCCCACCCCGCAAGCGGCAAGUUAUGGCGAUACCCAUGCCCAUCACAGAGACGGUCGGCAACACAGUUAAAGCGCGCAUAGCUCAGCGUGUCCCGACGUCAGAACCCCAAAAGGCCCCGAGACCAGUGGAGGUCAAGUCAAGUGACCUGUCCAAGUUGUCGUUCAGGAAGAACAAGCCGGCGGGUCCCGAGGCAGCCUCUCCCCGCAACCCGGUCGUACAGACCUCCACCAUCCCGCAGCUGCCCUCGGCCACGGGAAGCGGGUCCGGAAGCGGCGGAGAUACUUUCAAAAUUCCUCUCCCCCGGCGAAACAUGUCGGCUCCCUCAAACAUGCCGGCUCCGCUAAUCCGGCCAGACCAGAUGGCGGAAGCGAACGCCUUUCUUCAAAACAUGAUGCCUCCUGAGAUGACAGCUCCGAUGCAGGAGGACGCACCGAGUCCAACAACUCCAAAUAUUCCCCGCCCCCUCCAAACCGCGAUCAGAACUAAAGGUCUUCCACGCAUACAAAAGAAGUGGAAGUGGUCCGGUGGGCUCUACUUGGACGUCAGCCGCGACAAAGCGGAGCACGUGUGCGACAUCGAACUCACGAACGUGAGCAUUUCCAGGCCUGGAGGGCUGACGCUCGGUCUCUGCAUUCCAAAGGAUGCCGAGGCUCUGCGUUUCUCAGCAUUUCACGAACUGCCGUCCCUGCCAAUGAUGCUCGGCGCGAGCACUGCUGCGCAGCAAUUCGCCGCAGUGGCGCCCAUGGCCGACAAGGACAAGGACGCUGUGGCCCAGCUGACCACUUACAUGAAUACGAAUAUACUGUUCUGCUACGCGCACCUCUUCACCCAAGAUGGGCCGGACGUCGGGCACAAGAAAGACGUCCGCACCGUCUUUGUCCACGUCGGCUCCCUGCCGACGCUCCAUCUGCUCCCCACCAUCGCCGAGCGCAGGGCAAAGAAGGGCGACGCCCUGCGCUUCUUCACGUACGGCACGCACCCGAGCGUGCCGCAAGAGCGCUGGGGUGUGCGCGAGAUCUUCCCGCUUGGCGGCGUCGUGACGUUCACGCCUGCGGCCAUCAUCGAAGGCCACUUCCGAGGCGAGCACCCGUUGCGUCUGUACGACGAGAAGAAGUUCGUGCACGAGGGCCUGCUGACGGCGAUCGAGAAGGGCGACGUCGCGCUGCUGCAGGCCCCGGUGUCGCCGCGCGAGCCGGUGCAGGGCGGGGACCCGGUGCUGCUGUGGACCCGAUGGCAGCUGCGGCUCCCGACUGUGGGCGCGCGGGAAAUCCUGACGGAAUGCCUCCAGGUCGCGGCGGAGCAGUUCGCGGGCACGUCCGAGGCCGACCUCCCGGCAGCACUCGAGAAGGAAAUUGCCCGGGACCUGCAGCGGAUGCAGACCCAGCCUGUGAUGGUCGACUCCUACCGGCGGUUUGUCGCGGUUCGCGGCAAGGGCGACCGCGUUCUGGCCGAAGGCGCGCCCGGGUGCGAGUGCGUGCUGGCGACGGAGUUUGAGUUCAGCGACGACUACUUUUCGCCCUCCAUACCAACGGAGGAGGGGCGGAAAUGA